Closterium sp. NIES-65 is the source of this 2100-nucleotide messenger RNA. Lineage: Eukaryota; Viridiplantae; Streptophyta; Zygnematophyceae; Desmidiales; Closteriaceae. The record is from the annotation of a GenBank genome assembly.
AUGGCUUCCUCGAGCAUUCCUUCUUCUUCCACCGCGUCUAGGAGUGUUUCUGAUGCCGCCGUAGACAUUCCCCCCAAGCGUUACACUAAGGAAGGGCAUCUCGCCGUUUGGGAUGACGCGAACGUGCGGCGCGAUGGUGGAGUUGUGUGCGCGGAUGUUCCUAAGCGCGUUUCCGACGCCAUUCGCAACACGAAGGAAACGAAGACGACGGCGCGUAAGGAUAAGGAGAGGGCUUUGGAGGAGGCGCUCACGUCGGUGGGCGACCAAGGCGGAGCGGGUCCGAAGGCAAAGAAGGGGCGGAUGGAGCAUUGGUAUGGCGAGGGGGGGAUGUCGGCGAAGCGUGCGGUAGACGAUGCGAUUUGCCUCUUCGUCGCGGGGACGCGCUCGGCGGAGGUCAUUAGCGAGCACCCCCUCUUCCUCAACAUGCUGCGCGCCGUUAGCGCCGCCGGUGCCGGCUACGUUCCGCCCAAGGUGGGCUACGUUGGAGGCGCCGGGUUGCUGGCGUGCAAGCAGCAGAUUGAGAAGGGUUUGUCGCCCAUUAUGAAGUCGUGGAAGGAGACCGGCGUGACGAUCGCGAGCGAUAUGAUGAAGGACAAGAGCGGGCGCGCGCAGAUGAACGUCGUCUUCAUCAACGCCAGUGGAGCGGUUUUCCAGGAGGCGUUCGACUGCAAGGCGGAGACCAAGACUGGGGCGUUCAUCGUGAGCGUCCUGCAGCCGCUGAUCGAGAAGCUUGGACCGGAGCACGUCGUCGCGAUUUGCAUGGACGGCGGCAGCAACUACGUGUCCGCCGGCAAGCUGCUGCAGAAGAAGUACCCGCACUUGGAGUUCGUCCCCUGCGCCACCCACGUGCUCGACCUGCUGUUGGAGGACUUCGGCGGCAUGGAUUGGGCGCAGGAGGUCGUGUCAGUUGCCACCGACAUGAUCACGUUCCUGCGCAGCCACACGUGGACGCGUGCCUUCCUCCGGUGUCCCGAGCUGCACGGCGAGAAGAAGUCGCUGCAGCCGCUGCGACCGGCGGGCACACGCUUUGGGACGCAGUACAUUGUCGUUUCCCGCCUUAAGGAGAUUCGCCAGCACCUGGUGAACAUGGUGACGCACACGGACUGGACCGAGAAGGGGAGGAAGCAGCAGACUGGAACUACUUUUGAGAAGGCGGUGAUGGAUGUGGAGUGGUGGGGCAAGGUGGACACCUUCGUCAUGGUGAUGGAGCUGCCGUACAAGUUGAUGAGGAAGACGGAUGGGCCAGCGAAGGGGAAGAUGGGAGCAUUGUACGACAUGAUGCUGCAGCUGACGGUGGACCUGACGGAGCUGUUGGAGAGGGCGGAUUGUAAGCUUAAGGAGUCGGAGAAGGAGGAUUUGCUGGAGCAUUUGAGGAGGCGAUGGGAUGAGAGUCUGGCCUGCCCUCUUCACGUGGUAGGCCGGAUUCUUAACCCGGUCAACCAGGAGGAGGGGAUAUACCUUAAGGACAGGGAGUGCACCAGGGUGAUGAAGGCGUGGCUGCAACGCUCGAGGGUCUUCGUCGACAAGUAUUGGAAGAAGGACGGCGAGCGGGAGGGAACGAUGUUGGCGCUGCAGGAGGGGAUGCUGGCGUACAUUGAGGGCAAGGGGGGGUUUGGGUCGGAGGAGGCGGUAGCGGGCCGUGCGCAGCUGAAGGAGGGGAAGGGGGACAUGGCGGCGUGGUGGAAGGUGAAUGGCUGGGAGUACCCUGAACUGGCAGGCCUUGCGCAACGUGCUGUGUCACAGGCCGUUUCCGCCUCUCCAUGCGAGCGGGGAUGGUCUGUGUGGGAUGGGGUGCACACGGCGCGCAGGAACAGGCUUGGGUCGGAGAAGGUGCGCGACCUAGUGUUCGUGGCGCACAACUGGCCGGUACACGGCCACCACCAGGCCGCAGCUGGUGGAGCAGGGCCAAGUGGGGAAGUGAGGAGGGCGGGGGUGGUGGAGGGUAACAUUCCCACCCCUCCCCUCCCCGAGGGAUACAAGUUGGAGGAGGACGGGGAGAGGGAGGUGGACGAGGACGACCCGGCAGUCGACGAGUACAAGGACCAGGAAGCGAUGGACGAAGAGGAGGAGAAGGAGAGCGAGGAUGAUGGGGAUGCGUGA